Dictyostelium discoideum AX4 is the source of this 1494-nucleotide messenger RNA. RefSeq lists its product as hypothetical. Bases 1 to 1494 code for a protein of 497 amino acids. The record is from RefSeq and is a predicted model, not a curated record. Lineage: Eukaryota; Evosea; Eumycetozoa; Dictyosteliales; Dictyosteliaceae. The transcript is spliced from 3 exons.
AUGCAAGAUUUAGAAGAAAAAAUUAAUAAAAUAACAAAAGAAAUACAAAAUGAAACGGAUGAACAAAAUAAAAAGAAAUUAGAAGAGGAUAAAGAUUUUUUAAUUACAAUUAAAGAUUCAUUCAAAGCAAAAGAUGAAGAAAUUAAAGCAAAAGAUAAUAAAUAUGAAGCUUCAAUCAAAACAAAAGAUGAAGAAAUUAAAGCAAAAGAUGAUAUUAUUUCAAAGAAUAGUGGACACUUAAAAUGUGCUUUUAAAGAAAGUGAAUUUAAAGAAUUAGAUAAUCCAUUUUGUGAUAAAGUAGAAGGAAAAAAUUCUGCAUUAUUGAGUUUCUGUCAAACGGGAAAACGAAUUAUAAGCGAAGGAGAUGUUACAACUUUUUUCAAUAAUUUGAUAAAUGAUGUUUUAUUAUUAUGUGGUCUUGGUGAACAACUCCGAAUCCAAAGUGAAUUUUCCAUUACAAGCUUUAGGGUUGAUAUUUUGAUCAUUACUCACCGUGGCAUUCCAAAAGGAGUAAUCCAACUCAAAAGACCAUGUGAAGAAUUUUCUGAAGAAUCAUAUGGUCAACUCUUUGAUUACAUGUUCUUACUCCAACAUGUACAUGGUGUAUCAAAUAUCUUUGGUAUUAUAAGCUGCUACUUUAAAACUAGAAUUGCAUGGUUGGAUGGUAACAAACUCGUUGAAACUGAAAAAGUUGAAGAAUUGUCACCUAUAUCCAUACCAAAAUUAAAUUCACCAUUCGUUCAGCAAAUUCAAGUUCCAAUAAAACUUUUUUUGGGUGAUCACCCAAAAAAGGAUAGGGUUUCACACCAACUUGAUCAAAUCAAAGAGAUUAAGAGAUUCUUAUUUGUAUCACCAGAAAUCACUCACAUCGACCGUACCUCAAAUGAUGAAUCAAAAUUGGUUGAAUCACUUUGUUCUGUUGUUAAAAAGAUGUACUAUUCCAACAUUAACCAAAGUUUACAAUUGAAAAAUACAUUUAUGGAAUUCACUCGAAAUUCUUUUAAAUGGGUAGAGUUAAAUAAAAUUAGUUUUACUGAUUUAGGUUCAGGUGUUGAAGGUAAAGCAUGGUUAGCAAUUAACACUCAAGCCAAAGCAUUUGUAAUCAAGUUUUUCGGCGCAAAUAAACAAAAUCUUGAAGAAGAAAGUAAACGUUGGUAUGAUAUUUGGCGAAUCAAAACCUUGGUUUUAGAGUUUAACAAUGAACGUUGUUUAUUGAUGCCAUUUUUUAAACCAAUUACCUCUGUUGAUUACAACAAAGAUGGUUUUAAAGAUAGAUUAAUGGAUGCUUGUAAUCAAUUUUCAAAUUCAGGCUAUUUACAUUCAGAUUUAUCAUUAAGACAUGUUGGCAAAUAUAAAUAUAAUGAUGAAGACAAGUUUAUAUUUUUUGAUUUGGGUUUAGUUGAAAUCAUUAAACAAGAUGCUGCAAAUAAAAUGUUUAAAAAUGUAACUGAUAAUAUUGAGAUAAAGAAAAAGAAGAAGAAAUUCAAAUUUUAG